Molecule: messenger RNA, 579 nt
Organism: Camelina sativa (false flax)
Lineage: Eukaryota; Viridiplantae; Streptophyta; Magnoliopsida; Brassicales; Brassicaceae
Source: RefSeq, a predicted model, not a curated record
UAGUUUUGGCUGUGACUGAAUCAUUUGUUAAAUAUCUCUUCUCUUACCCAAAUUUGAUGUCGAAGCUUCUAAGCUCACCCGGCGGGAAUGAGUCAACUCGGGUUCAAUGGCUCUGCUUCUUCUAAACUUGGUUACCAAUCUCCCAAAAUAGGUGUGUACUCAAAAGGGGUCUCGGUGUUGAUGCCAGGAGACCAUAUACCUACAUUCACCGGCUACCCGGUACCCGCACCAGUACUCUGUGUUUCCAAUAGUCGAAGUUCAAGUCCAAACUCCACCAUUGAAGAAUGUUAAAAGUUGAAUGCAUAAUUCUAUGCUUUUCUGCUUCUGCGGUUGACCCUUUUUUGUACCGUGUUUCGCAUAAUUAGAGGAACCAAACUGCACAAUCCCUAGCUUAAGUAUAUGUGUAUUCAAGAUUUACCAGAUUUUCAUUUUAUUGAAUUUCAUUUUUCUUAUUACAAGAAAAUGAGUUGAGAAGAAUGUGUUCAGUUGUCAGGAACUGUUAGUGCUCAUGAAUAUGCUACUGUCGGACUGCCUAAUCUUUAAGCCCGACCCAAAAUGCAAUAAAUUGUUUAUUAAGUA